CAGUUACAAGAGAUCGCUACGAAAGGAGAAAUUUCUGAGAGUGCUGUAACAACACUACGAGGUGCAAAUCUUAAUCAUACUUUUAAAAUAUUAAUAUUGUAACUAAAUAUUUGUAAGUUGUAAUGCUAUUUAAGGGAGGAAAGUGUUUCAAAACUGUUCUCACUUAGUAGAAGGGUGCUCUAUCUUUGACUUUUUUAAAAGCUUGAUAUAAAGCGAGGCAAGGGAUUUGUGACUUAACAGAACACAUUUUGAACAGGCACCGGUUUAUUUUAAUUCAAAAAUGUUUUAUUCAGGAUAUAUGUGCUUUUAGCUGUUAAUUUUGUUUUUGAAUUAUCAUAUUUUAGAAUUCUUGUGAAAUGGGAAUCUACUGUGCUAGCUGUGAGCAAAGAAUAAGUGGGGGAAUUGAUGCUUUUGAGAAACACCUGCAACGCCAUGCAUCACCUUUUAUAUGCUGCGAAGGAGAUUGUCAAAGAAGAAAGUUUGCUGUCAAGAGUUCCCUGUAUCGCCAUCUGCGAGACCACCAUAUUGAAGAGUGUGAUUCAUCCUCUGAUUCCUCUUCGGCAUCAUCAUCUGCUUCUUCAGCAUCAUCAUCUGCCACUUGUUCAGAGUCGUCAAGCCAAGAAUCUGAUCAGAGUCAUGAAGGAGAUGAUAGUACUUCAAGCAGUGACAAUGUUGAUGACAACACCAAUGGCAACAACAUCAAUAGUUCAGAAGAAUCGAUUCAUGAUGUAACUGAAGAAAUUAUAUCUCGUAAUGAGUUUGAUAUUUCUCUUGAAAGAGCUGCUGCUCGCUUGAUAUUAGAUCUGCUGAAACGAGGAAAUGUCACAGGAACAGCUGUCUCUGUUGUCAUUGAAGAGUCACAAUUAUUUGUGUCUACUAUAGUUGAUGUUGUAAAGAAGGAGAUUGCAACCAAUCUGAAGAACAAAGAUGUAGAAGAUGGUAUUAUUCAACAGUGUGUCAAUAAUGUAUCAGCUAGUGAGCCCUUUAAAUUCUUAAAAACCAAGGACCAACAGCAAAACUACUUUGAAAAGAAUUUUGGCUUGGUAAAAAGACAACCCGAGUUUCUUGGUUAUCGAGAUGAUCAUAAAGUUGACUCAAAUGGAGUUUCCAUACCAACUCAAGUGCGGGUUAACUUUCAAUAUGUUUCUGUGACUAAAAUGCUCACAGCUGUCUUGAACAACAAAGUUCUCCAUAAGCUCAUACACUCAGAAAAGAAGAGCACUGAUGGGAAAAUUCGAUCUUUUUUAGAUGGGUCUCUUGCUGCCACACAUCCUCUAAUAUCUGAGUAUCCAUUUACCAUACGCAUAACAUUGCAUACUGAUGACUUUGACACUCCAAAUCCAUUAGGUUCCAAAACAGGCAUCCAUAAAAUUUCAGAAAUAAAUUAUCAACUUCAAAAUCUACCUGCUGAAGAGAAUGCACGACUUCGGUCUGUGUUUGUAAUGGCAUAUGCUUACAAAGAGGAUCUACCUGUAGAUGGAAUUGGUGCCAUGUUGGAUCCAUUCUUUCUGGAAAUGGAGCAGUUAGAAACAGCUGAUGGGGUAGAAAUAAAUGUAAAUGGUCGUCCCUAUACCCUUCGUGCAACACUUGUUGCUGGUGCUGCUGAUGAUCUUGCAGCACAUGAAGCUUUGGGACUUUAUUCACCUUCAUGCCGAAGAUUCUGUUCUAUCUGCACUAUCUUGAAGAAAGAUUUCUACCAGGAUAUUUUUGCCCAAGGUGAACUUAGAACAAAAGAGCUCCACCAAUUUCAUUUGAGGGAACUGCUUGAAAGAUCUGAAGAGUUUAUGAAGGCAAAUUAUGGUGUCCAGCUAAAUGCUGCCCUGCAGAGAAGAGCUAAGUAUGCAGAAUUUCCUGAAGCUCUAAUCAAAGAUGGCAUGCAUGAUUUAUUGAAGGGAGUGGUUCCAAUGGAAAUCAAACUUGCUCUGCACGAAUUUUGUUUUGUAAAGAAAUAUUUUGAUGUGUUUUAUUUUAAUCAUAGAAUUGCCACUUUUAAUUAUGGGCCAGGUGACUCCAAUAACAAGCCAUCACCAAACUUUACCAUUGCCUCAGUGGAGAACAAAGGCUGCUAUACAUUACACCAAACAGCUGCGCAAACUUGGUGUUUAUUACAAGUGUUCCCAUUUCUGGUUGGUGAUAAAGUGCCUUUGGACAACCCCCAUCUCAGACUUAUUGUUCAUCUGAAGUGUAUUUGCAGGGUCAUAUUUAGUCAUGUCCUUGCUGAGAGUGAUUUUCAAGAGCUUGAUACAAAUAUUUAUGAUCAUCACAAACUAUUUUUCACUCUGUAUCCUCCAACUGAAGAGCCCCCUGCUGCUGCUGCUGUUGAUGUUGAUGCUGCUGUUGAAGAAGAUGAAGACAAUCCAGAAGAGAAUGAAGAUUUUUUGCAGGAUCCAGUUGAAUUAUUGGUAGAUGGCCAUGUCACUCAAGAAGAAAAUAAUAAUCCUGGUGAUGAGGCAGGACAUUCAACAAAUGAGCCAAAGAAGAAACAAAAGAAGAAGAAGCCAAAGAAAAUUCGCCCACUCCAUAAACAUCACCACCUCCUCCACUACAUCUGGCUCAUGCGGAAAUUUGGCCCAGCAGUUUUGUAUUGGUGUAUGAGGUAUGAAGGCAAGCAUGCCCUGGCCAAAAGAUUUGGAACAAUAGUUUGCAAUCACAAAAAUCUACCAGUGUCAUUUCUUGACAUCCAACAAAUGUACCAAUGCGCAGAACUAAUGGAUCUUGACACAGAAGUGUUGAAUGAAAUAUUUAUUUCUAAAGGUUCCUUGAAAGUUGCUGGAGAAUGUCCUCAUUUCAAUGCUCUCAGUGUCCACGGGAUCAAUGAAGAAGAAGUGUUGGAAGAAGUAACCAAAGUGGAGAUUGCUGGUUUUCUGCACCAAGAGGGACUUUAUGUGAAUCUGCAAUUAGCUGACAAUGACAAUGCACCUUUGUUUGGACGUAUUUGCAACAUUUAUGUUCACAAUGAAAAUGUGUAUCUGAUCACGAAGGAUUUCAAGGGAGUAUAUGACUCCAGAUUUGAUGCUUUCCUGAUUGAAAGUGAAGCCGUUCCACUUGUUAGAGCAUUAUUGUUAACUGAUCUUUUCCUCGACAAGCCGAUGACUGCAUGGACUGUGAACUCGGAGUCCUUCUACUUGUCACCAAGAAGAUGUUUGGCUGAAGCUUUAAUGCAAAACCCAUGACCUGCUCUCUCUCUCUCUCCUCAAGCCAAUCAAUUUGUGGUGCAAGCCUUACUUAUUACAUUGCCCACAGUGAUAUGUAUUUUAAUUUCAAUUCUCAGUUUCAAAAUACACAGAAUUUAAAAUGUUAAGAAAAAUGUCAAUGAUUAGAUUAUGAUUUUUUAAAAAUAUAUUGUUUAUCAUGUCUAAUAAUGCUGAAAAGUUUGGGAAAGUUCGCUAAUGUAUGUUAACUUUCUUCUCAGGUAUUUGUUCACGGUAUUUGCU
Thrips palmi is the source of this 3434-nucleotide messenger RNA. RefSeq lists its product as uncharacterized. The record is from RefSeq and is a predicted model, not a curated record. The coding region runs from base 357 to 3173 and encodes 938 amino acids. NCBI's taxonomy places the organism in Eukaryota, Metazoa, Arthropoda, Insecta, Thysanoptera, Thripidae. The transcript is spliced from 2 exons.